CGUCUGUACGUGUUGGCAACGCUGUAACGCUCGCAAUCCUUAGCUGCGUUGUGCCAAAUAAGUGGAAAAUAGCAAAAGAAGCAACAGAAAAACACAGUUUCCUUCUAGUUGCACUAUUGCAUGCGUGCAAUAUCAUCAGUUAGUUUGUGCAACGUUUCGGGCAACUUAUUAUCCAUUCCUAUGCACUGAUAUAGAUAAACUAAAGCUUAUUAGAACAUGAGUGCGGAACGACCAAAGCGGGGUUUCGGUUUCGGCUGCCGCGAGACGCCAGACAUUUACAAUAGAUUCUUGGAACAGCUUGGAUUCUAUCGUAAGCACACAGCUACUGAUUCUUCAUCAUUGUUUCGCGUUGUUUCCGAGCUACAAUACGAUGUACAGAUUUACCAUGGCAAAGUGCGCCAGGAGUGUGUGAAAUUUAUGCGCAACAAUCGGGGAAUAUUCGCGAAGGACGUAAACCAUUCCUACGAUUCGUAUGUGAACAACAUAUCCCGGCCGCGAACGUACGGCAGUAUGCUGGAGCUGAAAGCGCUUGCACUACGGUACAAAGCAAAUGUGUUCAUUUUCGAACCACUCACAGAAGGAAAGUGGUUUAUGUUUAAUCCAAAAUAUACCGUGACCUGGAGAGUUUACGUCGGGCGUGAUAAUCAUUUCGAUGUGGUACACACGUUGGAAUACAUUACGGAAGCCGCCGAAUGUCAGGCGAUCGUUUAUCAACUGCUGUACACGGACGUAUUAGGUCUACCGGACGUUGAGUACGCUGUCGAACGUAUGUUGCACGAUCCGGAAGACAAGCACAUUACGUACGAAACGGAUGAAGAUGGUACUACUACCGCCAUUACACCGGAUGGAAUGCAGCUGCAGCUGAGCAAACCUGGCAAUACGCAAUGCGUGCUGAUGUAUUCGCAUCUUUGCCAUUUUCACAAUCAAGACAACUUUGGCUUUAUAGAAGAGUUUUUCCAUAUGUACGGAUCGGAUGAGGGUUGUCGGGUUUACAUUGGCGAUUACUUUCAGGAUCGUACCGGUAAACCCAACCCGCUGCUUACGGAUCCGGACAGCUCGUGUGUGCGACAGCUGCUCGCAUUAGGCAUCACACCGUUUCCGUACAAGGCGGCAAAAUCGCUCGAUCCUUGCAUCUACCGGAACGUGGAGUAUGACGUGUGGCAAGAAUUACGCAAGGAAAGGAUAAACGAUAUAUUUGUGAAUGAGAAACGACUACAUAAUGACAGGUGUGUCAAACGCGAAAAACACAUCGAGCAUCCGAUCUCCGUAGCAGGGCAGCUGUCUCCAGGAACCACUCAAACGAUUGCUGCUUACAUACCACCGAAAAUUGACGGAGCUAUCUUUGCAAUGGAACCGGUAAAGCCAGUGGAAUACGGAUACGGUGGAACCGAUUCUCCUGUUACACUUUCGCCAUAUCCGGUGCAACAUUUCUACAUUCCACCAAUGGAUCAGUACGCUGUUGCUAUCAUACCGGCGGAACGAAGCCAAUUAACAUUUUCCCCCGAAACUGCGGCACAUCCAAUGGGUGUGCAAGGUUGCAUUUAUAAUAGUUUCACCACAAUGUCACCGAUGCCUUUCCAUGCGACAGCUCAAUCACCGCUGAAACAAUUUACACCAACCCUUUCACCUACCGAGCCACUGGCUAUGGCGGAUCAUGUGACGGUGUUGUCACCAACGAUAAACCAAUCCAUACCGAAUGAGUCUUUGUUCGUGUACGAUUCCUUGUGGCAAACGACACCACAGCAGCCACAUUACUAUCACCUAACACCACCGCAGCAGCAGCAGCAACAACUGCCUAAUAGUCAGGAACAAUCUCCUAAUUAUCAGCAACAUCAGCGACAGCGGCAUCAACGGCAUUAUCAGCAACAACCGCAACAGCAGGAGAUUGCUACUCCAUUUAUUCCAAGAUGCCUUUUCCAAUGUGUGCCAAAUGGAGCAGAAACAAAUAAUCGAACACCACCAACAGUGACGUACGAUAAUAAUUCGUAUACCACACACCAAACCGUUCUCGGUUCUCCAUAUUGGCAUAAUUAAUGUUUGCAUUUAAUGCAUUCAUUAUCAACUUUAUAUUAGAUUUGCAACAUUUUGUUUUAUUUACUAAACGAAGAGCUUGUUUGGCGCGGUUUUUUUUUCCACUUGAUAGCAUUUUUAUUAUUGACAUGUAAAACCACAUGCGCGCUUAAAUUAUGAUAAUAAGCCACACAAAAUGGCAAACGCUUCUUUAUUUUAUUCUCAUUUUCUCAUUAAUACUAUUCAAAUAUUGCUUUUCGUGAACGAUAUUUUCAUAUCUCACAUUAAUCGUGGCAGCAAGGUACUGCAAGUAAUUUCUUUUACAUUGUUACAAUUUUUAAAAUUUCGUUUUUCUCUUCUUAAUGAUAGUUUUUCAUCAUCGCAACAUACAUUUAAAAUGGCUGAUGCGUUUGAUAAAAUAAAUGUGUACGUGUAUGGAGCAGAUUAAAGAAAAUAUGAUUUACUUUUAAAUUUACAAUUUUCUUUUUUAUGCGAUUUAUGCGCCAGUUUCAUGAAUAAGUCUAACAAAGUUACGUCUGUUUAUUAAGAAAGUUUGAUUUUCCCAUUCACGAGGAAAGAUUAAGAUAAACAUCACUUUUUUUUCUAUUUGAUAGAAAGUUCUAUAUGAGUGGUACGAAUAAUAUACUCAUGAUUUUUUUUUUAAAUUUUUUACAACCAUUUCAUAUUUACCCAGUCAAUUUACCCGUAAUGGGAUGAUCUUUGUGUCAAUUUUUUUGCUCAUCUAUUUCACUCAUUUUUUUCUAAUAAUUUAACAAUUUAUCGUGCGACAAAUCAUUAUUUUAUACGUUUAUUCACAAAAUGUAACAUUUUUGGUGGCGUUUUAAAAUAAAUUUACUAAUGAUCAAAAUAAAAAAAAACGGUUCAAUGUAUCGAAAUUGAGAAAUGAGGCAUUCACAUAAACAUUUACUAUGUUAAGGCUUCUUCUUGGCGGC
Anopheles funestus (African malaria mosquito) is the source of this 2963-nucleotide messenger RNA. RefSeq names its product protein ovarian tumor locus-like. Gene Ontology annotation, biological process: protein deubiquitination. NCBI's taxonomy places the organism in Eukaryota, Metazoa, Arthropoda, Insecta, Diptera, Culicidae. Bases 217 to 2034 code for a protein of 605 amino acids. The record is from RefSeq and is a predicted model, not a curated record. The transcript has 9 exons. Gene Ontology annotation, molecular function: cysteine-type deubiquitinase activity.